UUAUUCUCUAGCUGAGGAUGAUGAUGUUGAACAAGAUAGAUACAGUGUCUGUUCCCUGGAGCCACCAGAGAAGACAGACAUGUAAAUAAACUAUCACCAUUAAGGCUCAUUUUGGAAUUUUAUGGUAGGUAUUUUGUUAUAUUUGGUGUCAGUGGUAACAUUGCUACUAGCGUUGUGGAUAGGAGCCAGGAUCCUGCAAUGUACAGGACAGUCCUGCCCAUUGAAAAAAUGUUCACACUUUCAAAUGUCUUGCUGAACAUUCAGGUAGGUGAAAAUUCUAUUUCUAAAUUAUCUGAAUCUAAACCUGUUUUCUGGAUAAACAUGUAUUUUUGCACAGUUUUAACAUACACUGAUCUUCCAGGAAUGUAAUUAUUGUAUAAUCAAGAGACGAUUGUCCUGUGUUUCAUUCACAACUUCACCAAAACAUGUUUGCCAUUUUGGAUCAUAAUUUUGUGACUUUUGUAACAAUGAAAGUCACAGCUUUGUGGCUGUGGCACUCAGACAACGUCUAUGUGUAAAGGCGACCACCUUAUUAGGUCUCCUGCAGCAGCCAAGACCAAACACAUUGAAGUAUGUGUUUUUAAACGACAGAUGACGGUCCUCUUUUUUUUCUCUUUCAUUACACUUAAGGCAUAACAUUAGUUUUUAAUAUGUAGGUGUGUAUGUUAUGUAUGAUUUUCUAGGCCAUUAUAUAUGAAUAUCAGGUCAGGAGAAUAAGAUGGACAUUACAAACUAUUUGUUAGAAAAAGGGGGCAUUGGGUGUGACAGCGCGCCAUCCACUGGUCCAUUUCCAAGACUCCCACACGUGGCUGCACCUGCAGCUUCACCUCCCCGGGCUGGGUCCCCGCUUGGCUCUGAUUCUUACCUGCCCUAUUCCCCAGGGGUAACAGUCACCGUGGGCCAGACUCGAGCUAGCCGACAGGGAUGCGGCCACAGCUGGCCGGGCGUGACCACCACCGAGGCGGAGCGACCUUGCUCCUAGAGAGGCCCGGCCGCCUGGUGACGCACUUCCGGCAGCGCCGGGGAGCAGCCCGCUACGGAGCUUGCGCCCAUUGGAAGGGGAAACGCACGUUGCUGUCCCAGCCACGAGGCCCUGAGAAUUUAGCACUUGAUCGACGGGGGAAGAUGUGUCGGUGCAGCUAAAAGAUGGAAUAUUUGCGGGCGUGAAGCGGCCUGAGCUCCAGCCCUUCUCUGAGACGGGGACCAGGGGAUGGCAGCCAUGCACCUGACAACCUGGCCCCAGGGACUUCACGGAUCCCCUGAAGCUCAUCCAUGGACUUCCAUGGACUACAGGGCCUGAGCCAUGGAAUUGGCCCUAGGGCAGCAGGAACCUAUUGUUUCAGAAGUCGGUGACCUUUGAGGACGUGGCUGUGUACUUCACCCAGGCGGAAUGGGAUGGCCUGUCCCCUGCACAGAGGACCCUGUACAGGGAUGUGAUGCUGGAGAAUUAUGGGAAUGUGGCCUCCCUGGGAUUUCCACUUCUCAAACCUGCUGUGAUCUCACAACUGGAGGGAGGAGGUGAGCUGGGGGGCCCAUCUCCACUGGCUGCAGGAACAGGCCUCCAGGGCCUCCAGACUGUAGAUAUUCAGACUGACAAUGAUUUGACAAAGGAAAUGCAUGAAGGAAAAGAGAAUGUAUCAUUUGAACUUCAAAGAGACUUUUCCCAGGAAACAGACUUUUCAGAAGCCUCUCUUCUAGAGAAACAACAGGAAGUCCACUCAGCAGGAAAUAUAAAGAAGGAGAAGAGCAACACCAUUGAUGGAACAGUGAAAGAUGAGACAAACCCCGUGGAGGAGUGUUUUUUUAGUCAAAGUUCAAACUCAUAUCAGUGUCAUACCAUCACUGGAGAGCAGCCCUCUGGGUGUACAGGAUUGGGGAAAUCCAUCAGCUUUGAUACAAAACUCGUGAAGCAUGAAAUAAUUAAUUCUGAGGAAAGACCUUUCAAAUGUGAAGAAUUAGUAGAGCCCUUUAGGUGUGACUCUCAACUUAUUCAACAUCAAGAGAACAACACUGAGGAAAAGCCUUAUCAGUGUUCGGAGUGUGGCAAAGCUUUCAGCAUUAAUGAGAAAUUAAUUUGGCAUCAGAGACUUCACAGUGGGGAGAAACCCUUCAAAUGUGUGGAGUGUGGGAAAAGCUUCAGCUACAGUUCCCAUUAUAUCACACAUCAGACAAUCCACAGUGGGGAGAAGCCCUAUCAGUGUAAGGUGUGUGGGAAGGCCUUCAGUGUUAAUGGAAGCCUAAGUAGGCAUCAGAGAAUCCAUACGGGAGAGAAGCCCUAUCAGUGCAAGGAAUGUGGAAAUGGCUUCAGCUGUAGUUCUGCAUAUAUUACACAUCAGAGAGUCCACACUGGAGAGAAACCUUAUGAGUGUAAUGACUGUGGGAAAGCGUUCAAUGUUAAUGCAAAAUUAAUUCAACAUCAGAGAAUCCAUACUGGAGAGAAACCUUAUGAAUGUAAUGAAUGUGGAAAAGGCUUCAGGUGCAGCUCCCAGCUUAGGCAGCAUCAGAGCAUCCACACAGGAGAAAAGCCCUAUCAGUGUAAAGAGUGUGGAAAAGGCUUCAAUAAUAAUACAAAACUCAUUCAGCAUCAGAGAAUCCACACAGGUGAGAAACCCUAUGAAUGCACUGAAUGUGGAAAAGCCUUCAGUGUCAAAGGGAAGUUAAUCCAACACCAGAGAAUUCACACAGGCGAGAAACCCUAUGAGUGUAAUGAAUGCGGGAAAGCCUUCAGAUGUAACUCCCAAUUUCGGCAGCAUCUGAGAAUUCACACUGGGGAGAAGCCCUAUGAGUGUAAUGAGUGUGGAAAGGCCUUCAGCGUUAAUGGGAAACUAAUGCGGCAUCAGAGAAUUCACACUGGGGAGAAACCUUUUGAAUGUAAUGAGUGUGGGAGAUGCUUUACUUCUAAAAGAAACCUACUUGAUCAUCACCGAAUCCAUACUGGAGAAAAGCCCUAUCAAUGUAAGGAAUGUGGGAAAGCCUUCAGUAUCAAUGCCAAACUAACUAGGCAUCAGAGGAUACAUACUGGGGAGAAACCUUUCAAAUGUAUGGAAUGUGAGAAAGCAUUCAGCUGUAGUUCUAACUAUAUUGUGCACCAGAGAAUCCAUACAGGAGAGAAACCCUUUCAGUGUAAGGAGUGUGGAAAAGCCUUCCAUGUUAAUGCCCAUUUAAUUCGGCAUCAGAGAAGCCACACUGGGGAGAAACCCUUCAGAUGUGUGGAAUGUGGCAAAGGCUUCAGCUUUAGUUCUGACUACAUUAUACAUCAGACAGUCCACAGUUGGAAGAAACCCUAUAUGUGUAGUGUGUGUGGGAAAGCAUUCAGGUUUAGCUUCCAGCUCAGUCAGCAUCAGAGUGUCCAUAGUGAAGGAAAAUCCUAAUAAUGAGAAAGAUAUAGAAAACUCUUAAGGUUAAUGCCAAAAUGGAUCAAGUAUCAUCAGAUUCAUCCAUUGAAAAACCUCCAAGAGGGCAUGAAUAUGGCAGAGUCUUCAUAUGGAAACAGUUUUUAUUCUAUUCAGUUUUAAUCAGGAAAGGAUGACCAGUUAAAGAGAAACAUCCAAAAAUAAAUAGCUUUGUUUUGUACCAACAGGAAUUAGAAAAUAUAAUGAAAAGAUUUCGUUCCCAGCAGCAUCAAGAAAAGUAGAUUUUCUAGAAAUAAACAGUUAUGGAGGACUUGUAUGGAGAAAUUUAAGUCUUCACUGAGGGCCACUUUACAAAGGAAAUUUGAAUAAGUGGAGAGAGAGAGAAGCCUUGUUGUUGGAUAGGAAAACCCGUACUAAAGAUACUCUACCUACAUUAAUUUAUUUGUUUAAUUUUUGACAACAAGCAUGUAUUACUUUUGAAAAGAUGAAAAAUAAAGAUUUAUUUAAAAAAGGAAAAA
Messenger RNA from Pan troglodytes (chimpanzee), 3871 nucleotides. RefSeq names its product zinc finger protein 23 (gene ZNF23). The record is from RefSeq and is a predicted model, not a curated record. The transcript has 8 exons. Gene Ontology annotation, molecular function: RNA polymerase II cis-regulatory region sequence-specific DNA binding; DNA-binding transcription factor activity, RNA polymerase II-specific. Gene Ontology annotation, biological process: regulation of transcription by RNA polymerase II. Gene Ontology annotation, cellular component: nucleus. The coding region runs from base 1437 to 3371 and encodes 644 amino acids. NCBI's taxonomy places the organism in Eukaryota, Metazoa, Chordata, Mammalia, Primates, Hominidae.